Molecule: messenger RNA, 1179 nt
Organism: Lacerta agilis (Sand lizard)
Lineage: Eukaryota; Metazoa; Chordata; Lepidosauria; Squamata; Lacertidae
Product: lipopolysaccharide-responsive and beige-like anchor protein
Source: RefSeq, a predicted model, not a curated record
GGCUCAGCGCUGUCAUGGCGGCAGAGAGCAGCAGCAGCACCACCACCACCAGCAGCAGCAGCAGCCGUAGCAACUGCUAAGACAGGCAGGAAGCGAUGGAGGAGCUCAUCGCGGCGGCGGCGGAGUGAAGGAGCUGCACAGGAAACUUCAAGCUGCUUGCCUGAGGUCGAAGUUCUUUCCCCUGCCCUCUUCUCUACCCCGGGCAGGUAGAAGCCAGGCUGUUGGUGGGGAAGCACCGGAGACACCUCCCGCCUGUGGAGCUGCCUGGUGUCGGGAGAGCCUUGUCCCUCCCCGCCGGCCCCGUCCGCGGCAGAGGCGAGGAGCAGCAGGGCUGGUUUUCAGAUUAAAGAGGCCACUGUCCUUGUGCCGAGGGAAGGAAAACAAGAUUAUCUCAGCGCUCAGAAACUGUACCCGAGGCUACGGAUUGAACUUUUUUAUAUUAUUUCUGGGGUGCUGGCUUCUGCUGGCAACCUGGAAGUGAACUAAGCUAUGGCGAGUGAAGAGAAACAGGUUUCUUCUCCUCGGCCAACAGGUGAUGAUGGAGGAGGGGGAGGUGGUACCGGAGGAGGAAAAGAAGGAAACACGGCCGAAAUGGAGAGCAAGCUGCAGCCUUUGAAUCCAGGAAUCCCUAUUCGUGGUAUCAGGAUGAAAUUUGCUGUUCUGACAGGACUGGUGGAAGUCGGAGAAGUAUCCAACAGGGAUAUUGUGGAAACUGUGUUUAAUCUGCUUGUAGGAGGUCACUUUGAUCUGGAAAUGAACUUUAUUAUACAAGAUGGAGAGAGUAUUACUUGCAUGGUGGACUUGCUGGAUAAAUGUGAUGUCACUUGCCAGGCUGAGGUGAGCAUGUUUACAGCCAUCUUGAAGAAAAGUAUACGAUCUCCAAAUUUGCACAGAAGUGGGUCUGUUGAGCACGUGCUCCAGAGGAUUGAUAAAGCUGACAAUAUGAUUGCAGAUCUCCUAGUUGAUAUGCUGGGAGUAUUAGCAAGCUACAGUGUGACAGUUCGGGAGUUAAAGCUGUACUUCAGCAAACUUCAGGGAGACAAAGGGAAAUGGCACCACAUGCUGGAAAGCUGUUGUCUGUGUUAAAGCACAUGCCUCAGAAGUAUGGUCCUGAUGCCUUCUUCAACUUUCCGGAAAAAGUGCUGCAGCUAUUGCCUUACCUCCUAUCGCCGACAAUGG